GCAUUUUUUAAAAUAAAGAAACUCUUCAGCCCCUUUGCCCUUCCAUUGCCCUCUUGGAAAUCUGCACAAGAUGGGGGCAGAGGCCAGGGAGAUGCACUGACCGGUUUCUAUGGGUAGAUGUCACAGCAGAGCUCCCAAGUCAGCCUUCUGGAUUUGAAGUUCCAAGGCAAACAACUCUGAAAGCUUGAAGAGGAGAUUGAGAGCUCUAUUUUGGACUGAACUAAGAUGAGUGGGUAGAUCUACACACGAGCCCCCACGCAUACAUUCUUCCUCCGAGUCCAGAAGACAAAGAGGCGAGUGCUGAUUCCUGGAGAGCAAACUUUGAGCCAUGUGGAUCUCCUAAUUCAGCAUCGGACAGCCACUGAAGCACAGUUGCCCUUUCUUCCCUGGAGCCCGGGGGGUGGUGUGGGGGGUGGAUCGGGGUAAAGAAGCGGGAGACUUGGGCAGGAAGCAUCUGGCUCGGGCUGCAGCAGCAGCGGCUGCAGCUGCUAAUUCAGUCCACUGAACCAAGGCUGCUGGCUGCGCCUGAAUCAAAGAUUUCCCUUCUCAAGGAAGGAAAAGAUCUGAGCAAUGAUGAAGACUAUGUCCAGUGGGAACUGCACCUUGAACGUGCCAGCCAAGAAUUCCUACCGGAUGGUUGUUUUGGGAGCUUCCAGAGUGGGCAAGAGUUCUAUUGUCUCACGGUUUCUCAAUGGCCGCUUUGAUGACCAAUACACACCCACCAUUGAGGAUUUCCAUCGCAAAGUUUACAACAUUCGAGGUGACAUGUAUCAGCUGGACAUCUUGGAUACAUCUGGGAAUCAUCCAUUCCCUGCCAUGAGGAGGCUUUCCAUUCUCACAGGAGAUGUUUUCAUCCUAGUAUUCAGUUUGGACAACAGAGAAUCCUUUGAUGAGGUCAAGAGGCUCCAGAAGCAGAUCCUUGAAGUCAAAUCAUGUCUGAAGAACAAAACCAAGGAAACGGGGGACCUGCCCAUGGUGAUCUGUGGUAACAAGAAUGAUCAUGGUGAACUCUAUCGCCAAGUGCGCUCUGACGAAGCUGAGAAACUUGUUUCCAGCGAUGAGAACUGUGCUUACUUUGAAGUCUCAGCCAAGAAAAACACCAAUGUGAAUGAGAUGUUCUAUGUCCUUUUCAGCAUGGCCAAACUACCCCAUGAAAUGAGCCCUGCUCUUCAUAGGAAGAUCUCUGUCCAGUAUGGUGAUACUUUCCACCAAAAAUCCUUCAGGAUGCAUAGGGUCAAAGAGACAGAUGCCUAUGGCAUGAUCUCCCCCUUUGCUCGCCGACCUAGUGUCAACAGUGAUUUGAAAUACAUAAAAUCCAAAGUCCUCAGAGAAGGGCAAGCAAGGGAGAGAGAAAAAUGCGCAAUCCAGUGAAGGAAGUUCCACUGAGAAGGAGACUAUAGCAUAUGCGCAGUGCCUUAAAGGAAGUGGCUGAUCAAAGAGAGUCUGAAAAUAUUCAUUGAGGCAUGGGUGACAAUUGUGGUCGUGAAAAUACUUUGGCUAGAGCAUUGUACCAUUUCUGUAAAGAUAUAA
Python bivittatus (Burmese python) is the source of this 1530-nucleotide messenger RNA. RefSeq names its product RASD family member 2 (gene RASD2). NCBI's taxonomy places the organism in Eukaryota, Metazoa, Chordata, Lepidosauria, Squamata, Pythonidae. The record is from RefSeq and is a predicted model, not a curated record. Gene Ontology annotation, molecular function: G-protein beta-subunit binding; GTPase activity; GTP binding. Gene Ontology annotation, biological process: signal transduction.